Messenger RNA from Crotalus tigris (Tiger rattlesnake), 1617 nucleotides. It is a transcript of the gene FSTL4, whose product is annotated as follistatin like 4. Bases 1105 to 1617 code for a protein of 170 amino acids. Lineage: Eukaryota; Metazoa; Chordata; Lepidosauria; Squamata; Viperidae. Gene Ontology annotation, biological process: cell differentiation; regulation of BMP signaling pathway; multicellular organism development. The transcript has 4 exons. The record is from RefSeq and is a predicted model, not a curated record. Gene Ontology annotation, molecular function: protein binding.
GGCAAACCGAUUCUCAGAAAUUUGUCAAGAAAACUGCAGGGACCUAUCCAGGCGGUUGCCAGGAGUCUACACCGAUUUGUAUAUAUAUUGCAUUCUGCAAUUCUACAAUGAUUUAUUAAGUACCGAAAAGCCCAGUUUAUUAAGGACACUUUUUGAUUAUGCUGUCAUUAAACUCCUUGAAAUCACAGGGGACGGCUGUUAACACAGAGGGAGAGAUGCAGCAACAGCUGGCUUCCCUCGGUCUCUGAGAGGCAGCCAGUCCACAUCUGAGGGAACUGGCACUGCUCUCUCUCUCUCCAGGUCUGGAGCCCUGCAGCUGCCUACUUAUUAUCACCUAGGUUGGAGCCUACCAUUAGCUAGCAUAAGGCGCUGAGGAGCAGGAAGGAAAGUAAAAAAAAAACAAAAAACAAAAAAAAACAAACUUUCCCUGGCCUUUCCUACUAAUAUCCAACUCAGAGGCAGGGGGUUUAAGCAAACUCGCCUUAGGAAAGACCCAGGGCCAGGUGUCACGAGUCACGCAAUCCCCACUGUGGCGCGUUGGAAAGCUGGCCGCCGCUGCCGCCUCCUUUGCCCUUGGCCAACCGAGCCUCUUCUACCGACUUCCCUCCCCAUCUGCCUGGGACUCCCGCCCUUUUCCCUCGCCCUCGGCAUUUCUUCGAUGUCCGCACAGGUGUCAGCGAUUGGGUAGAAUAUGCAAAUGCGCCGGUGACGUCACGCAGCGCUGGUCCAGACAGCAGAAAUAGGGCAGGAAUUCAGCAAAGCAGCAUUUACACACCUCUCUUCGCGCCUGGAUUGAGACUGAAGCUACCGCUGCCUCGUCCUUCUUUCCGCCUUUUGUGUGUGUGUGUGUGUUUCGCUUUCCUUGUCCCCCCCUUUUGAUUCCCCCCCUCUCCAUCCCUUCUCCCUCCUUCUCUCAAUUCCGGCCACUACCGCCCCUCGCCACCCUUCCCAACCUUCCCUCAGGCUUCGCAUCUCUUUCGUCGAGGACUGUUUUUCUUUCGAGAGCAAAAGCACCUCAACUCUGACGUCUCCUUCCCUCAGUCGCGCCGGGCUCUUUGACAGGAGGUUCGCCUGCUGCUCUCGGGCUACUCCAGAAUUAGAGCAAUGAAAUCAAGGAGCAUCUGGUCAUUCCUCCUAUUGCUUGAAGUUUUCAUAGCAGUGGCUUAUGGAUGGAUGGAAUCAAACUGGAACGGACAAUUUUAUUCUGAUUCUGGGAGGUUAACACAAGAGGAAUCAAGAAGGGCUGAAGUCACAAGAAAAGUGCUUUAUGGGCAAGAUGGGCUCCAUGCAUUGUGUGAAAAAAAGUACUGUGAACGGGGAAGUCAGUGUGUUGUGAACAAGGAGACUAAUCAACCUGAAUGUAGAUGCGUAAAUGGUUGCAAGCCCAGUUACAUGCCAGUAUGUGGAUCAGAUGGCAAAUUCUAUGAAAAUCAUUGUGAACUGCAUCGAGCUUCAUGCUUGAAAAAGAAGAAAAUUUACAUUAUUCACAGCAAAGACUGUUUCUUCAAAGGUAAGGUGCUUUUCUGUUUAGAAAAUUUCUGCCAUUUUUCUAUGUUGUAUCUCAUAGAGUGCGUGAUUCUGCUAAGCCCAAAGGCUGAAAAGAAAGAAAGCUAUUAA